Molecule: messenger RNA, 3229 nt
Organism: Acipenser ruthenus (sterlet)
Lineage: Eukaryota; Metazoa; Chordata; Actinopteri; Acipenseriformes; Acipenseridae
Product: CMRF35-like molecule 7
Exons: 6
Coding region: 345-1058 (237 amino acids)
Source: RefSeq, a predicted model, not a curated record
UUAUUUUUUAAAUAGUGGCAAUAUAUUAAUUGAGCAAGAUGUGUAAGUGAGUUAAAACACACAGAAAAGGGACGCGCUGCUUUGUCAACUACACCGCGAAUAAGGAACCGGGAUAUAAGCAACCCACUUCCAGGUGGAUCACGCGUAGCCCGGUUUGCCUAACCCAGUGCCUUUGCUACAAUGCAGUCUGUUUUUAAUUACAAGAAAACGAAACUUAUUUGAGGCCCCGCGCAGAAGUCUUAUUACGACACCCUUUACAUGAUUCUUCAUCGUCCGGAUCCUACUAGAUAAAAGAGAAGGGAAGUUGAUAUAUAUGCACAGUUAGACCUCACUGCACACAGGCAAUGGAGCACUGCAAGUAUGCUCUCAAGUGCUGGAUUCCGAAGCGUUGUAUAUUACUGCUGGUACACCUUCAAGCAGCAGUGAUCGCCUUGCAAGGUCCAGGAUCGGUAAAAAUAGUUCUACCAGGGGACAGUACUAUAAAAUACACGUAUGACAAGUCUUACAAAGAUUAUAACAAGUACUGGUGUCACGGGUACUACCCGCGAACAUGCACCGUUAUUGCGGACAGUCACGGGAAGGGCACAGAGAUCGUGGAAGUGAAGGAUGAUAAAAAGGGAAACAUUGACGUUAAUAUAAAAGAAGUCAUACCAGAUGGAGAUUACUGGUGUGGGAUAGAAAUGCAGGGACUCGAUUCGAUGACAUACACUGACCUCAGAAUUGUUAUUACUGAAGCCAAUCAGGACAAUGCCUACAGGAAGGAAUACAUCAUCUCCUUCUCUCUGCUGGGUUUCCUCCUAUUACUGCUAGCAGUGUUCGCUGUCUGGUUUAAGAAAAAAUCAAACAGCAAAAAAAACAGUGGACAUGACAUUGCACCUGAAGAGAAGAAGACCUGCACUCAGAAGGUGUCUUCAGAGGUUUCCUUGGACAGUGAGGUCGGUGUUACUUACUCAGCUGUGCAAGUUACAACAGCGCCCUCUCCUGAAGGAAGAGGAGAGUGUGCUCUUCCAGACCCUGAUGUAAUGGAACCUGUUACGUACAGCACACUUGUGUUCUAAAGAGUGGAACAUGCAAAGUGUAUGAAUGUAACCAAUCCUUCCACUUUCUGUGUCUCUGUGUGUAUUCCAGUCAUUAUAACCAGGCUUGUACACAACAGUAUAUCAUUAGAGAAGCCUAGUCUUACAAAACAGGAGAGCAUUAACUAGGGUUAGCCAUGCGGAGUGGAGCCGGAGUGGAGCCGGAGCGGAGCCGGAGCGGAGCCGGAGUGGAGCCAGAGUGGAGCCGGAGCGGAGCUUGCCAGUUUUCAGAGCUGAGCUCCAGAGCUAGCGGAGUUUCUGCAGCAGCUCUGUUAUUUCCUACCAUUCACAUUUAAACAAAUCCUUCCUGAAUUAAUCAGUUCAAACACUUGACUGAACAAAAUAAAUGAAUACGUACUUUAAUGGACAUAAUAUUUCUGUUGAUAUAAGGAGGCGUCAUUGUUGGAUCAGUGGUUUUGGUUCUUGGUCAGUGGUACUUUGAAAGGUGAAAACAGAGAUUUUGACUUGCGAAUAAUGGAAUUGCUUCAAACGCAUUGGGAACCAAAUCCAAAUCCGAUCAUCGGUUUUACUGCUAUCGUGAAAAAGUCACAAAGAGAGAAUCGGCUUGGCAUUCUAUGACCUUGACCUGGAGUUCAAAAGGGCGAAGGUUUCCCACAAUCCUUGUAUAUGCCUUAACCUACCUGUGUGACAGUUACCUCCAAAACCUACUUAGUAUGUGAGUUAUGGAGUGUGAAAAAUGAAAGCAUCCUGUUCUGCUCCCCACUUUACAGAUUGCAGAUAAUUGCAGGAAGCGUAUACAGCCUGGUCUUUUUUGUUGUAGAUGUAGGGCCUUGUUCGUUCAAGAGGUUAUAUUUUAGCAACUAUAAAUUGCAAGAAAUUAGGUUUUCUAAGCUGAUUUUGCAAUGAAACAGUAUUGCAUGACAGGCUAAAUUUUCCAAUCUUGCUGUAAUUAUUAUUAUUUUUUGUUUGUUUGUUUAAAGCUUUUUUGUAUAAUACGGUUUACUGUAUCAGAAAGGAAUUUGAUAGACCUAAGAAAAGUAAUUGAAGCUUGCUGAUGCUCCAUUGCCUUCUACACUCGUGUGAGCUGGAAAGAAAACAAACACUGGAAGAUCCUUUUCCUCUACCAAACGUAAAAUAUCAUGAACUGUGACAAAAAUGACAUCUCUUCUGGCUUUAGUACUUUUGCAGGAAGGCAUGGGAAUACAUCAAGCUGUAAAUGUCCUCAUUUGUUUUAUCAGAAAGCGUACACUGCCCUUGAACCCCCCCCCCCUCCCCUCCCCUCUCCUCCGCCCCCCCCAAGUGGUUUUAGUGGCUCUGGAGCAGGAGCUGGAGCAGCAGUGUGGAGCUGCACUGGAGGGCUCCUGAGCUGGAGCAGGAGCUUCUGGAGCAGGGGGUGCAUCAGCUCUGGAGCCAGCCUGGAGCUGGAGCAGCGGGUGCAUCAGCUCUGGAGCUGGAGCCGGGGGUGCAUCAGCUCUGGAGCCAGUCUGGAGCUGCAGCAGGGGCUGCUGGAGCCAGCCUGGAGCUGGAGCAGUGGGUGCAUCAGCUCUGGAGGCAGUCUGGAGCUGGAGCAGCGGGUCUCCUCAAGACACCCCUGUUCAGACAGCAUCUGUAAACCUCACAACUCUCGACUAUACUGAACUAUAUGGCACCCAAUUAAACCAGUACUUGCAUCAGCUUGUACUUGUACUGAACUGCUCCAUACCUUGCUGUAUUCCACUACUGCUCUUAAUUAUAGCUACUUCCUGUAUCUUGUUUGAAUCAUUCUCAUCCAUUCAUCGUAUUCACUACAUGCUCAUACUGGACUUUACUCGUAUAAGCAAAUAGUUUUAAUAUAAGUUAACUGCUCUCAGUCGAAACCACUCUUACAUGUAAUUAUUUACUGUAUUCUCAAUUGUGCUCCUAUUUGAAUUUGAUCUUUUGCUACUGAUUUUAUUGUACUUUGCAACUGCUCUUAUCUGUAAUAUGAUACUCUGCAAUGUGAUAUUCUGAAAUGUGAUACUUUGUACUGUGAUAUUUUGUAACAAUUGUAAGACGCCCUGGAUAAGGGCGUCUGCUAAGAAACAAAUAAUAAUAAUAAUAAUAAUAAUAAUAAUAAUAAUAAUAAUAAUAAUAAUAAUAAUAAUAAUAAUAACAUGCAGUCUCAGAACACUUAUUUCUAGUUAAUUAUUUUACAUGUUGUUUUUUUUUCUUUA